Colletes gigas is the source of this 2262-nucleotide messenger RNA. RefSeq names its product integrator complex subunit 13 (gene asun). The transcript has 9 exons. The record is from RefSeq and is a predicted model, not a curated record. Gene Ontology annotation, cellular component: integrator complex. Gene Ontology annotation, biological process: regulation of mitotic cell cycle; centrosome localization. The coding region runs from base 42 to 2078 and encodes 678 amino acids. Lineage: Eukaryota; Metazoa; Arthropoda; Insecta; Hymenoptera; Colletidae.
UUUGAGAAAGAAGACGGUGUUUUUUAAAAUGGUGUAGAAGAAUGUAUCCUGCAAACCAUAAGACUAUUUUCGUUUUGGACCAUACACCGUACUUUGGAAUAUCCACGGAAUGCCCGCUGGAAUUUGAUUUUCUGAAGAGUCGCGGUCAGAACUUAAUUCCUUUGGCACCUGUUUGCAAGUCCCUUUGGACUACCAGCGUAGAGGCCUCUUUAGAAUACUGCCGCAUAGUAUGGGACCUAUUUCCAGUUGGAAAAUUGAUAAGGUUCGUGGUAACCGACCGUGCUGCCUAUGUAUUAAACUCAUGGAGUCCGUCGCAGCAAAAUUUAAAUCAUAUAAUGAAUGGCACAGCCAUAUUGGGAGUACCGACAAAGACUCCGGAACCUGGAGAGGAUUACUCCGUGAUACACGGAUUAAGGGUCGCUAUAGAGACGUUGAACGAGUGUUCGGAAAUUCAGCAUGAAAAGAGAACAUCAUUAAAUGAAAAUACUAGUAAACUUGUUAACAGAGGCAGAGUAAUAUGCAUCACCAGUGCACGAGAUAACAGCAAUAUGAAAAGCUUGGAAAAUAUAUUUCUGAACGAACUGGCUCAAGAGAAUAAAACUGCAUUAGCUUCGGAUCAUUUGAUGCCUGUAGAUUAUUGCCACUUGGUUAUACUGAACAUUUUUCCUAACAAUAUCGAGUCGCAGGUUACUAGUCAGGGACCGCGAGAGGUUUCUCCGCUGUUAACGGUGGAAGUACACUCGAUCAAAGCACCCGCUUUACAUUCGAAAUUAUCCCACUUGAUCUUGUCUCAUUACGAUUUGGCGAGCACAACCGUGACUGGUAUACCAAUGAAAGAAGAACAGAACGCCAGUUCCUCCGCAAAUUACGACGUCGAGAUAUUUCACUCAUCGGCCGCGCAUUCGGCGAUUUUAAAAGGGAAUCCACAAGAUUCAGCUUUGAUAAAGACGUUCAGAAGAUUCGAAGAGGGCUCGGAGUAUGAAACAGUGACUCUGAAAUGGUGCACGCCGCGGGGAUGCAGCGCGGCUGAGAUGCAAAAUUGCACAGCCAUGCACAGAAUCACGCCGGUAGAUGUAAAUAGCAGACCUUCGUCCUGUUUGAUCAAUUUCCUCUUAAACGGUAGAUCGGUGAUGCUCGAAAUGGCUAGGAGAAGCGGUGGCAAAACUAUUUCUCAUUUGCUUGCCGCGCAUGGUGGUGAAAUUUUUAUACACACAUUGUCCACCGCUAGGAGCGUAUUAGAGGAUCCACCUUCUAUCAGCGAGGGCUGCGGUGGCCGUGUCACCGAUUACAGAAUAACUGAUUUUGGAAGACUUAUGCGAAAUAAUGUUUUGGUGCCUUUGAAACGGAGUAUAAAUAAUAUCAGCGACGGCCCGGCAGAGAAAAUGAGAUCGAGAUUAGAGAGGCACACGAAGUAUUGGCCAAUUACUAUUUCCAGUACUCUCAUGUUUAAUUUGAAACAGUUGAUAGAUCCACUGCCCGAUUUAAUGGUGAAAGAGGAACUCACUGCAGAGGAAGUUGUACAGUGCAAGCAAGUGAUUUUUAGUUUGUUGCAAUUGGAGGCAAAACACGAGCCACUACCUCUGCCAAGUAUAGGCGGUGGACGCGGUGGUAAAGGUGGUGUACGCAGGGAAGAACACUAUAGACUUUUGUGGGGAGAACUGGAAACGUAUCUCAAGCAUCAUGCCAACAACUCUGCAGCGCAUUCCGAAGUUCUCACUUGCCUUCUUGAAGUACGGAGCAAAGACGAUAAGGACAAGGUUGAAUUGGACCAGGCAUUACGCGAAUUAGAUGGUUUUGGAAAAGAAGAUGGAACUGCCCGAGCCAGUGUAAUAAGAGCAACUACCGAUUCACCGAUGUCACCACCACCCAGCACGUCGAUAUCUCUCGGAAAGCAACUCCUCAAAGGUAGUCUUUACGCUCCCAAGAGUUUGUUAGAUGUUUGGUUGCAGCGAAGCGCGCCUAAAGAGAAGAAGCCGGACUUUCACGGAAGACUUAAUAGCGAUAAUCUUAAAGCUAAGUUGUAUCCUAAUUUAAAAGAACCUGGACGUGAGCCUCGUGAACCUAUUCUAGAGGGUUGAUUUACAAACUUAUCGUUUCAAUGCGUAAACUUAAGGUGAAGUCAAUUAAGCUGUAAAUUAAACGUGAUUUCUUUUUUUGUAAAAAUUACAUCGACUGUCCUGCGUUAUCCUUCGUUGUCCAUGGCUGAUGUACCAGGAUUCUUUCAAGGAUCAAUAAUAAUUUCUUAAAGAAGAAGUUCUUAAG